Molecule: messenger RNA, 2739 nt
Organism: Yamadazyma jaroonii
Lineage: Eukaryota; Fungi; Ascomycota; Pichiomycetes; Serinales; Debaryomycetaceae
Source: the annotation of a GenBank genome assembly
AUGUUCCUUUCCAAACAUCAGAAAUUGAUCUUACAAUGUUAUCCUCCGGGUAAAGGUAUUGAAAAGAAACCCAAUUCUUCGGAAUUAUCUUAUUUACUAUAUUAUGCUUCCACUCGUAGAGUUAAAUUGGAGAAAGUUAUUAAAUUUUUAUAUAAAAAGACUGUUGGUGAUGCUAAUAGGAAUAAAUUCGGAAACCUUGAAGUGACAUUAAUCAUUGUUUCGUCAUUGAUCGAAAAAUGUACUGAUAACUUGAACGUGUUCGCUGAUGAAGCAUUAUCAAUUAUGAAUUUAUGUUUGAAAAAUAACGAUUUAAGUUUAGCAAAGACAGUUUUAAAUACUUAUGGAACUUUGUGUAAGAAUUUGAAUAGUGAUUUGUUUGUUGGAGAUAAAGAAUUUGUUAAGAAUUUUUCGAAUUUUUCAAAUAAGUUAUUUGACUUUGGUACUAAUAAUCUGAAAACUCCAAGUCCAAAUCAAUUAGAAUGGAAAAUGAUUUCUUUAAUAAGUUGUAGGUACAUUUCCCAUUGUAUAUCUUAUGAUAGUGAAUUAUGCAGAAGAUUCUUAUCCCGAGCUAUUCCAUUAUUGAUUGAAACUUAUCAUGAAUAUCAACCCAAUGAUAAAGAAAUCAGUCAUAUCAGAACUAAUAGUGCUGUUAAUGGCGAUGAAGAAGCCAUUAAACUUACAAAAGUAUCCCUGGCCAAAACUGCCAUUGCUCAUCAAAAAGCUGAUGAAGAUUUUGAAAACGAUAUUGUUGAUAAGCAAGAUGUUCAUGAAGAAACAGUAUCAUGUUUGAAAGCUUACUUCAAUACCAGUUUGAUCAGUCAAAUUUCAGAAGCUACAAUGCAAGUGGUUAAAUAUAAUUAUAAUCACCCAAAAAGUGGUAUCGAUUGGUCAAAUAAAUUCUUACAAUUAUGUACUUCAUGGAUACCAGUUCAAUUAAGGUUCGUAGUUUUGACCACUUUAGUAGGAAAUUUAAAGAAUUUAUCUUCGGAUAAAUCUCAGAUCGAUUAUCAAAAACAUGUAGCUAAAUUUGUUCUAGGCCUUGUAUCGUCAAAUGUUAAUAUGAUCGGGUUAUCUAUUUCAGAUUUUAUUCAAAACAUUUUGGACUUACAACAUUAUUUGUAUACUAAACAAUUUGAUUCUUUAUCAUCAGACAAUUUAAAUGAAUUAUCAAACAUUUAUUCCAAUGCCAUUGUUAAGUUAUCAACACAUAUCUAUUAUUUUGAUCAAGUUCCUGAUUCAAUAAAUGAAAUUUUCAUCAAGAUCGAUUCAACUUUACAGUCUGAAGAUUCUUCACCUUCAGCAAAUUUAUUCAAAUUUAUUUCCACCUUAUUGAACGAUGUUUCAGGAAUAUUCCAAGAUUUAAGAAAUAAACCAAGUUCUAUCAACAGAAAUCAUGUUGGUUUACAUCAUUGGGAAAUCAGUUUACCGUUAAUUGCCCAAAAGAAAUUAACCAACUUAUAUAAAAAAUUAUCACAAGAAGAAGUUGAUUCCAUUCAAUCUAAAUAUUUGGAAUUAUUUGAAUUUUUCCUUGAUUAUGAAUUAGAAGAUGACAACGAAGAUAUCAAUGAAAUCAAAGGUAGUGAGAAUAUAAAAUCAAACAGUAGUAUUAAUGCUAGUGCUUCCAGCUUGAAAGGUGAUCCUAUCGACAAAGAUAAUUUGUUGAACGCUAAUUAUGAUAAUUUAAUAACUAAUCAAAACAACUUCAUUUCCAAUUAUUUGGUGUUUUUGGAUAAAUACUUAACUAAUAAUGAAAGUAUAAAUUUCCAAAUAACUGAAAAAUUAUUGAUCAUAUCAAGAUUAUUGAUUGAUAAGUUCGGUAUUAACUUUUUAAGUAAUUUCACCCCAUUCUAUUUCCAUUGGCAAUUACAAAAUAUUGAUGGUCCAUCAAAAGACACAGUUUUAAGAGAUACUUUUAAUGAUACUUGUUUGAAGAACAUUUUAGAUUCUUUAGAUUCUCAAUAUCCCGAAUUAUCAGAACAUAUGUCUAAGUGUCCAUUGGUUGAUAAAUUAAGUUAUAAUAUCGAUUAUAAGAUAUCUAAUGGAAUUUGGUCAACGGAAUUAUCACCAAUUGAAAAAUUGAACAGAGAUUCAAAUAUCAACAUUAUUGAAAAGAAAGAUUUCCAAGAAUUUGUUUCUGGUCAUAAAUUAUUAUCUACAUGGGUAAAUGUUGAUAAACCUUUGGUAUUGAGUGUAGUACCAGAUGAUUUAAGUAAAGAAUUAGCAUCCGAAUUACCCCAUGUCAACGGUAAUGGUACAUCCAAUGGUUAUAGUAAUGGGAUUUCAAAUGGCCAUCAUGAAAGUAAUGGCUCAAUUAAUGGAGAUCAUCUAACAGAAAAUUCCUCAAAAGGAAUUGAAGAUUAUAAACCAACUUUAGGUUUAGGUAAUACCGCAGAUAUCAUAUCAAUUCAUUCCGGUUUAAGAAAUACUUCCAAUGGUAUACAUCAUAGUAAUACCAUCAAUUCCAUAAAUAAUAAUUUGGGUGUUGGUCCUAAUAGUAGUUAUAAUACCACCAAUAGUUGGACAGAAUAUAAUGGUUCAGUAUAUACUGACAACAAAAGUAAACAUUUGAAAGUAAGUGAAUUGAAAGAGAUGCUUAGCGAUCAUAAUUUGAAACCCCCAACGAUAGGAGACAAUCAAGUAACUCCGGGUUCAGUUCUUUCUAAACAAAUGGUUACUCAUGAUAUGGGUUCGAUUCUCGAUGACUUAGAUAGUGGAGAUGAUGAAUCUAUAAUAGUUUAG